UUCCCUUUCUGUACAAGUGCUGCCCCUCUUCCUUCUCGCUCCUGUGCAUACAAUACCAAGCAGUGGGGGCGGAAGCUCUGCGCACCAAUAAGCACAUUCAUACUUGCACACAUGCUUCACUCAGCGAUGCGAUGCGAUGCGAUGCGAUGCGUUGCUCUGCUCGCUCUGUUCGUCUCGGGCGAUGGGCUCCAUACACUCAGGGAGCGCUCCCUUCUCAAAAUGCCCCCUUCAUUCUCUGGCGAAACAGUCUAGUCCAGUCACUCACUCACUCACUCAAUCAAUCAAUCAAACAGCCAAAAUCGUCAACUUGGGAAAGAGAACCUAUUGCAUAACCAUCCAUUGGCUCAGGAAGCCGGAAGCCGGAAAAGGCCGGAAAAGCGGAUUUGGUGCGAAUACGAAGAUAACAAUACUCGGAUCGAAGCGGACCGAAAGAUUGGGGGGGACAAGAGCAAAAGAGAAGAAGAAGACAUAAGGCAGUGAAGGAAGUUGGAGCGUCUAGUGAAAUAUGAGAGUGCGUGAGUGUGAGUGUGUGUGUGUGGGAGAGAUAAGGGACCGUGCUUGGCUGACUGCUGGACGAGAUGGUCGUGCGUCUAGAGGACAGGGGGGGAUGGAAUCUUCAGGAAGACGAGGAGCGCUUGAGGAGGUAGGUUG
Messenger RNA from Microstroma glucosiphilum, 651 nucleotides. RefSeq lists its product as hypothetical. The coding region runs from base 137 to 472 and encodes 111 amino acids. The transcript has a single exon. The record is from RefSeq and is a predicted model, not a curated record. Lineage: Eukaryota; Fungi; Basidiomycota; Exobasidiomycetes; Microstromatales; Microstromataceae.